AUGCCAAAGAAAGACAAGAAAAAAUUAGACGAUUUAUCUGAUAGUAGUAACAAUGACGACCAAUAUGAAAGCAGCUUAGAUAUCGUCGAAAAUGAAGAUAGCAAUACAAAUAAUUUGAUUGUAAACUCCGUAAAAGUUGUUGAUGACGAAUUUAACAAUUUUAUAAAUAACGAGUACUCGGAUAACUCAGAUUUAUCGUCUUUAGACUUCUCAAAUACCAAUACAAGUAAUUUAAAAAAUGGGAAGGAAAAAAAGUAUUCCAUUUUAAAAGGUAUAAAAAGUGAGGAAAAAAGUGGUAUAGAGGUAAAUAAAAAAAAAAAAAAUAAUAAUAAUAACAAAUCAUCUAAAGGAACUACCUUAGUUGAUAAUAGGAGUAAAAAAAAUUUAGCCCAACAUGAUCUUGAGGAAAAUCAUUUAAACAUAGAUAUUCACAUGGAAAAUGAAGAGGAAAACACUUUUGAAAAAGAAAAAAACCUUUAUGAGCGCAGUCCCUUCUGGCAAGAGGAGAUAGGGGCAAACUGCACUGAUGAGCUUAGCGAACAGUGUAAAGAGAGUGGCCGCAAUAUGGAUAAGCACAACAAGGAUGAACGAAAUGAGGAAGUUCGAAGCGAGAGUGAAAACAACAAUAUCAGCCACUCUAACAAUGAGGGGGGGAAGCCCGACGAGGACGCGAAUGCAAAUCAGGUGUGCCUGAGGAAGAGCAGAGAGAGCUGCUCUACUAUGAAUUUUUCCAAUAACUUUAUUUCAAAAAAUAGACAAUAUGAGCAAACGAAUAAUACCAAAAUGAACGAUUUGUCUAUUUCGAACGAUUACCUAAAUAGUAGUAUAAUAUCUAGUACGUUAUAUAAAGAAAAUGAAUUAUGUUUUAUAAAAUAUUUAAUUGUGUGCAAUUUUAAGAGCUAUGAAAAUGAGAAUAUUAUAGGACCCUUUUCAAAAUUUACAGCCAUAAUAGGACCUAAUGGAUCAGGUAAAUCUAAUAUUAUGGAUUGUAUAUGUUUUGUUUUAGGAAUAAAUAAUAAAUAUUUACGAGUAAAAAAUAUGAAAAGUUUAAUAUAUCAUAAGGAAAAUGAAAAAAUGGAAAAUUUUAAUAAAAGAAAAUGUUAUGUUAAACUUAUACUACAAUGUAAUAAAGAAAAUGUGGAAAUAAAAAGAACUUUAAAUUAUAGGGGGGCAAGCCACUUUUUUAUUAAUGAUAAAUUAGUAGAUCAUAAUGAAUAUAUGAGUUUUUUAAGAAAAAAUCGAAUUGAAACUAAGACAAAAACUUGUUUAAUAUUUCAAGGAGAUAUAGAAGAAAUUAUUAACAAGAAACCUACCGAGUUGUCCAAAUUGUUUGAAUAUAUUAGUGGAUCAAAUGAGUAUGAACAGAUAUAUGAAGAUAUUAAGGAAAAAUUAAAGGAGAAACAAAUAGCUUGUAAGAAUUAUUUAAAUGAGAAAAAAAAAAUUGAGCAAGAAAUAAAAAUUCAUAAAACGCAAAUAGAUGAAAAUGUGGAACAUAAUCAACUUAAAGAAGAUUAUGAAAAUGAUAUAAGAAUGUUAUACUUGUUUCGAUUAUAUCAUUAUCAUAAAAAAAAGGAAAAUUAUAAGGAAGAUUUAUUAACCUUUAAAGAAGAAAAAAUUGAAUUUGAACAGGUCAUUUUAAGUAAAAAUAAAAAAAUAGCCAACGAAUUAGAAAAAAGCAAAUUACUUAUAAAAAAAGAAUUUCAAAAAAUUGAGGAUCAAAUAAGAAACCACAAAAUUGAGUUAAAUGAAAUUAAAAUUAUAUUAAACGAAAUUAAUGAAAAAAAAAAAUUUACAGAAAAUGCGCUGAAUAAAAUACUAGCAAAUGAAAAAAUUAAACAAAACAUACAAUUACACUGCUCGAAAUUUAUUGACAAUUUAAAUGAACAGCUAAAAGAACAGUACAAAAAAUUGGACACGGAGUAUAGAAAUAAACUAAAAGUUAAUCUUAAAUUUUUCAACAAGUAUGACCAAGUGAAAAAGUUUGUGAAGGACAAGCACACACAGGUGUACCACCUGUUGAUGAAGGGGGGCAACUGCUGCUACGGCGGAGACCCAUACAAAUAUGACUACUACGACUACUACUACUACGACUACUACUACUACUACACCAUUUCUGCUAUUGCUACUUCCAGCAGCGCGAACCCUGAUGACCACAACAGCGGAAGUACCGAGGAAAUGCUGAACAUGUGCAACGUAUUCUCAUUAAUAGAAAGCCUGGAGGAGUACAAGAAAUGCAAAGAGAGGUAUCUGUACCUGUGCGCUAACAGCAACAUUAACAUAAAUAAUUAUUGCAAUUUGGCUAGCACAUUAAAAAAGGAUGUAAAAGAAUUACAAGAAGAAUGUGACAACUAUAGCAGAAAGAAGCAAAAGGAGUUAUUAGAUUACGAAUCUGAAAAGGUGUCGUUAGACGAACUGAGGGAUAGAACAAACAAAUUAAAUUAUUUAAUUGAGGAAAAUAAAAAAAAUAUAGAUAAUGGUAAGAAAAAAUUGAAGGAAUGGAAUACAAUCAUUAGUAGUAAGGAAAAGCAACUAGAACAAUUAGAUGAAGAAGUAAAUGUAUUAAAUAUACAUAAAAAUGAAUUGCUAUUUUUUGAAAAAAAAAAAGAAGUAAUUAAAAAUUUAAAGACAAUUUUUGGGGACGAUGAAAUAUACGAUGAAGUAUGUAAUUUGUAUGAAAUUAAUAAUCAGAUGUAUUAUAUUGCUGUUAAUAAUAUUAUUCAUAAAUAUAAUAAUUAUCUAGUUGUUAAAAAUAUACAAAGUUGUAUCAAAUGUAUUCAAUAUUUAAAAGAUAAUAAAUUACACAAAAUUGAUUUUAUUCCUUUUGAAAAUUUUGUAACCAAUUUGCAAAAAAAAAAAAAAAAAAAAAAAGAAAAAAAAUAUAUGAACAAUUUGCAUAUUAUUAAUAGUUCUAUUCAUUAUGAACAGGAUAAUAAUGACCAUGUUGAGGAAGAAGACAAUAGAGAUGAUUCUUCGUACGAUAUUAUUGAAAAGGUUAUGAACGAUUUUAAAAAAAAAAAGAAUAUUGUAUUGGCAAAUAAUUGUUUAGUGUGCGAUGCAAAUUAUAAAAUAUUGUUCGAUUAUCUCAUUGGAGAAAAUACACUCAUAGUGGAAAGGAUAAAAGAUGCAGAAGAAAUUAAGAGCAAAUUUCCAUAUUUAAAUGUAAAUAUAGUGACACUGAAUGGUCAUAUUAUUUCUAAAAACAAUAAUCUUAUUAUUGAUAUAUCGUCCAAAUAUGCUGAUAAGGAAAAAUAUAGCAACAGACGACUCAACAUAAAUAUAUACAACAAGCUAAUAAAUGAAAAAGAGGAAUGUAGAAAUAGUAUCAAUGAGUGUAACAAGAAAAUCAUUGAAACGAAUGAAUUAAUCAGCAAACAGAAUAGUGAGAUCGAUUUGAAUAAAAAAAAGCUAGCUAGCAUUCUAAUUAAAAGAGAUAUAUUUGAAAAGGAGAUAGAGGCAAAAACUGCUAUUAUUGAUACAUAUGAAGAUAAAAUUAAUAAGUUAAAAAAUGUCGAUAUAAAAAAAAAGCUGGAUAGUUUACACAAUUAUGAAAAGGAAUUGUUAAAAGAAAGAAAUAGCUUGUGCUCAUAUCAGAAGGAAUCCUUUCAAAAUUUGAACAUCAAAUUUUCCGUGGAUAAUAUCUACGAAAUUGUGGAAUAUAAUAUGGAGGAAAUAGAAAAAAUUGAUGAACACAUAGACAGAAUAAAUAAUAACAUAAAGAAGCUGAAUGACGAUAUUAAUGAGUUGUUGGACAAACGAAAUGAAGUUAAUUUGGUUCACGGGAGUGAAAGAGAUGAAGAUACUGGAAAAAAUGGGCAAAGCGAAAAAGGCGGAAAAAAUGGACAAAAUGGAAGAAGCGAAAAAUAUGCCUUUGAGCAGGAGGUUAAAAAGGAGUUGGAGGCGCUAAAGCAAGAGGAAAAUAAAUCCGUAAGCAAAAUAAAAGAAAUAAACAGUAUUAUAAACGAGCUAGAAAAUAAAAAGAUAACAUUUCUUAAAAAUUUAAAUACCAUUAAUCAAGAGCUAAAUGACUUAAGAGAAAGCAUAAAUAAUAAUUUUGAAAAAUAUGAAACUAUUGAAAGUAAUAUUGAAAAUUCGAAAAAGAAAAUUGAAAUAUACACACAAUUUAUAAGAGAUUUAAUAAAUGAAUGCGAUAUGAAUAGUAUAAAUAUAUUUCUAACAAGUAAUGUACUAAAGGAUAUGGAGGAGGAGCCGAACCAUCGGAAUGCUUACAAUACCGUGAAGAAGGGGAAAAAAAAUCCCUAUAAAAAUAAUAAAGGUAAAACAAGUAAAACUACGAGUAAGAUGAAUAGACAGAGAAAGAGCAAACUGUUGAUGGAUAGCGAAGGUGAUGAAGAAACAAAUACAUCCAUAUCGUCAAACGGUGAGACUAGAUCCUCUUUGGACGAUGAUAAUGAUGAUGAUAACGAGCAAAAUAAUGAGGAAGACACAGAGGAGGAUAUGAUAUUAUCAAACAUAUCAUUCGAUGUAUUAUCAGACGAAUUAAAGCAUCUAGAUAAUGAUAAAGAUAUACAUAAUGAAACGGAAAAAAUGGAAAAAGAAAUAGAAAGGAAAAAGAAAUUUCUAAAGUUAAGAAAUGUUAAUAGUAAUGCUGAAAAAGAGUAUGAAAAAUUAACAGCCAAAUUAAAAGCUGUUGAUACAUGUCUAUCUGAAGAAAGAAAAGAGUGUAAUUUAUUUGAACGGAAUUUUCGCAUAUUACAAAAAAAAAGAUCAUAUAAAUUUCUACACUGUUUUAAUUAUAUUAAAAAUAUUAUUGAUAAUGUAUACAACAAUCUAACAUAUAAUAUAAAACAUCAUGUAGGUGGUCAGGCUUUCCUAGAUUUGUGUAAUUAUAAUGAAUUUAAUAAAGAUGAUGAACCAUUUUAUUGUGGAAUAAAAUAUAAUAAUAUGCCACCAAUGAAAAGAUAUUUUGAAAUAUCUGAAUUAAGCGGAGGAGAAAAAAGUAUUAGUGCCUUAGCAUUAAUUUUUUCCAUCCAGAAAUAUAUUAACAAUUCUUUUAUCAUACUUGAUGAAGUUGAUGCAAAUAUGGAUCCAAUUAAAAUAAAUUCCUUAACAAGAUACUUAAACUCGAUUAACAGUCAGGUUAUUGUAAUUUCGCUAAAGGAAAAAUUUUUUAGCAAAAGUCAAACGUUGAUAGGUGUAUAUAAAAACAAGCAUAAAAAAAGCUCUAAGACUGUUACCCUUGAUAUAAGCAAAUACCGAACGGAAGUCACCAAUGGUUAG
Molecule: messenger RNA, 5238 nt
Organism: Plasmodium malariae
Lineage: Eukaryota; Apicomplexa; Aconoidasida; Haemosporida; Plasmodiidae
Gene: SMC1
Product: structural maintenance of chromosomes protein 1, putative
Exons: 2
Coding region: 1-5238 (1745 amino acids)
Biological process (GO): sister chromatid cohesion
Cellular component (GO): cohesin complex; chromosome; nucleus
Molecular function (GO): ATP binding; DNA binding; protein binding
Source: RefSeq, a predicted model, not a curated record